Messenger RNA from Chanos chanos (milkfish), 1198 nucleotides. It is a transcript of the gene f3a, whose product is annotated as coagulation factor III, tissue factor a. The transcript is spliced from 6 exons. Gene Ontology annotation, molecular function: protein binding; cytokine receptor activity. Gene Ontology annotation, biological process: cytokine-mediated signaling pathway; blood coagulation. Lineage: Eukaryota; Metazoa; Chordata; Actinopteri; Gonorynchiformes; Chanidae. Gene Ontology annotation, cellular component: plasma membrane. The coding region runs from base 12 to 923 and encodes 303 amino acids. The record is from RefSeq and is a predicted model, not a curated record.
UAUUUGCAAGCAUGAAGAAGAAGAUGUUGGCUUUUAAGAAUAUAUCGUCGAGCAAAGGGGCAUCGAAUCUCCUCUGUACAUUCUGUAUUUUCACUUCAGUCUGUUUGAACAACCUGGUUUGUGGUUCUUUUCCCAAAGCGCAAAAUGUCUCUUGGGUUUCUUUCAAUUUCAAGACACUUUUAACGUGGACUCCAAAACCUACCAAUUAUUCAUAUACCGUGGAGUUUUCCCCUAUUGGCAAGGACAAAGAAAGAAAUCCUCACUGCAUCAGGAGUAUGGAGACUGAAUGUGAUCUCACCGCAGACCUCAAAGACUUAAAGGCCACAUACAGAGCAGAUGUCCUGUCAGAGCCAAUGCGUGACGAGACAACUGAUUUGAUAGAAUUUCCUUACACCACUUCAGGCAAUUUCUGCCCCUACGAAGACACUAUCAUUGGUAAACCCGAGUUUAAAAUUGAGGUGAGCAAAGACCACAGAAAGAUCACGCUCUACGUCACAGACAUUCUCACCGCUAUCUUCAAUGAGGAGAACCAGCGACUGAGCAUUCGGGAUAUUUUUAAAGAUGACUUGCAAUAUAAAGUGACAUACAGGCGAGCAGAGAGCACAGGAAAGAAAACAGAAUACAGUAAGAGCAAUACCAUUGAACUGAAUAAUCUGGACCGAGGAGAGAGCUACUGCUUUACCGUACAGGCUUACAUCCCCUCUCGCAGCCAGGACAAGCAGCUGGGGGAGCCCGCUAGGGAUCAGUGUUCUCCUGGAGAUAAGACCAUUCUUGAAGAGUACAGCCUUUCUGCGAUUGUUGGUGCCAUUGCAAUCAUUAUACUGGUCAUAGCGGUGGUGGUGACCGUUAUCGUGGUGUGCUGCAAACGUAGACAGAGAGCAAAGAAUGGAGAAAAGGAAGCAAUGCCUUUAAGCGGUGUGUGAGACGUACAAUGCUUUUUUUUUUUUUCACCCUCCGACACACAAAAAACUUUUGGGAAUACAUGGUACCACUGGCCUGGAGCCCCCUUUUAAAGGGGGUGGAGUUCAGAAUCACAGGUUCAGCAUUCCUCUGUAAAACACUGGAGUCCUCCUUUUUUGUUUCUGUGAAACCGCAUAAUAGAUAUGUUGGACAUAUGGGUUACUGUCUAAUGCUGCAAUUUGCCUUUAACUCUUUUUUGGUGACUGGUACUUUUAAUAGCUGGCAAAAUGUACUGUUU